Cyphellophora attinorum is the source of this 1587-nucleotide messenger RNA. RefSeq lists its product as uncharacterized. Lineage: Eukaryota; Fungi; Ascomycota; Eurotiomycetes; Chaetothyriales; Cyphellophoraceae. The record is from RefSeq and is a predicted model, not a curated record. The transcript has 2 exons. Bases 1 to 1587 code for a protein of 528 amino acids.
AUGACAUUCUGGCCCGAAGAACGCGUGCUGAAACCACUCGACCCUGUGCCAGAGGAUCUGAAUGACUGGCCUGACCUCGCACUUCGCGAAGUCAAGAUCUUUCCCCAGGGCAAGGCGAGAUACGCGGACCUUUUAGAUGCAUCAGAAGAGACACCGCUAUGUGUCCUAGGAGAGUUGAUGCCACUCGACGACGAGCUGGAACAUCUCGCCAUAAUCGACAAUCCUGUCUACUCUCGCAUCAAGAUCGAGCAAGUCACCAAUUACAGCUUUGGUCUGGACGAUGGCGGCACUCCGCAGAUAUGGGCCGCGGGCAAGGCCGGGUGGUAUGAGAUCGCGCCAUCUGACAAAUAUCUGCAGCACUAUAACGAUACGGUGGAAGCCAUAGAUCUGUUCUACUUUAUGGUCGACCAACAUUCUAAGCUGCCCAAGAAACGCCAACGCUUCGGUUUUGCAGUCGACCCAUUUCUGACCGAGUACCAGAAACACACCGGCUACCGGAUCAAUGACGAUGACGAAGCCAUGGAAACCGUGCACAAGCACCAUCGCUUUCUGCUCAAGCAGAUGAUCGAGGAGAGAGAGGGAAUAGAUUGGUCACGGACCCAUCUCUGGAAGCAUCUGAGUGAGACCUAUGCCGACGAAAUUGAGCAAUUACGCGCCAAGCUUGCGCAAGAAUUGGAAGCGAUGGAUCUGACUGCACCAGAUGUGGAACCGGAGGCCGAGGAAGAGUCCAGUAGCUCGGCCUCAUCUUCCGAAGGUGACGACGAUACCCAGGAUUCUGGUCAAGACGAAAGUGAGGAAGAAGAGGAUUCUGAGACCACGCCAGGGUCAGACGCGAAGUCGAGUAGCUCCGCGGCGUCCUCAAGCGAGGAUAGUGAGAGCGAGCCGGAACCAGAGAGAGACUGGACGAAAACGAUAUGGACUCUGCUAAAUGUCCUUCGCCGAUCUCCCAACUUCAAUAUGCGUAACUGCGGCAUCGAGCAACUCGCAUCAGAGCUGAUUCAAGUCGAAGAAUUUGAGCCCAAACAGCAAAAGAGCGCCGUCAAGGCCAUCGAAGCCGCAGCCGAGGAGCUUAUACGUCUGAUGAAUGAGGCGAAGUUGCGCAAAAAGUUCAACUGGUCUACGCGCGCAAUAUACGACGAAUUAGAGGCCACUUUCGCUGGCGAAGUUGCCGAUGAAACGAUGCGCACACCUGCGGCAAAGGGCAAUGACAAGCGACAUCGCAUGAAAUCGGUGCUCCGUCCUUCAGGGGCAAGCAAAGCUCGAAAACGGACUCGUGGGCAAGUCGACAGCCAGGAUGAGGACGAAAUCAUGCAGGACGUCCCAGUCAUCUCUCCUGUCGCUACCAAGAAGAGCAACCUGUCAAGGAGGUCGGUGAAUGGAGAUGCCGAAUCGGUAACGAGUCGGGAGGACAGCCCGAGUAGGCAGCUUAACGGCUUUCACGACCCUGACGCACUUCCCGACCUGCCACCAGGUCCAGAGGCACAGGAAAUGCUGGAUUUGGUUUCGCAAGAGGCGAAGCGCGUCGGAAGGCAUCAUCAGACUUCGCACCUGAAGGACUUCUUGGAGCACUUUAGCUGGGAGAUCUAG